Molecule: messenger RNA, 2632 nt
Organism: Labrus bergylta (ballan wrasse)
Lineage: Eukaryota; Metazoa; Chordata; Actinopteri; Labriformes; Labridae
Product: UDP-glucuronosyltransferase 2A1-like
Molecular function (GO): glucuronosyltransferase activity
Source: RefSeq, a predicted model, not a curated record
UUGAUUAGUUAAUGAUUAUUUUUCAAGGAGUAGCUUAUACAGGAGAGCAGAGCAAAGCAGGCUCAUCGCCAGACAAACAGCAACCAUGAAGCUCGGCAAACAUCUUUCUUUUUCCAUUCUGCUUCUUCUUUCGGCAACAUGGAGUGCAAAUGGGGGGAACAUUUUGGUGUGGUACACUGAAGGCAGCCACUGGAUUAACAUGAAGCCUGUGCUGGAGACACUGAUCGACAGGGGACACCAGGUGACGGUUCUGGUGCCUAGCACGUCGAUGUUCAUGAACAUCAGUGAGCCUUCAGGUUUCAGCUAUGAACCCUUCAAUGUCUCUGUCUCAGUGGAGCAGAUGGAGAGGUUAAUGGAAGAUUUAUUUCAAUUUUCUAUAUAUGAGGCAGACAAAAUGAGUUACUUGCAGAUUUACAACAGAUUCAUGGAGCUGAUCGAUGUCAACAUGGAGUAUACUUUAAAGUUUUUAGAUGGACUCCUGAAAUCAGAAACCACCAUGACGAAGCUGAAGGAUGGAAAAUACGAUCUUCUCUUUUCGGACCCCAUCUUCCCAGGUAGUGACUUGUUAGCUGAUGUAUUGGGAGUCCCCCUGGUCUUGUCCUUGCGCCUUUCCAUGGCCAAUAACUGGGAGAGACAGUGUGGUCAGUUACCAGCUCCACCCUCGUUUGUCCCGGGGGGUAUGAGCAAACUGACCGACAAGAUGAACUUCUUGGAAAGAGUGCAGAACUUUCUCUUUUACCAAUUUCAGGACAUCAUGCUGGCCAACUGCAUAUGGACAAAAGUUGAUAAAUAUUACUCCGAAUACAGAGGAACCCCCACCAGUGCCUGCGAGUUAUUGGGUAAAGCAGACAUCUGGUUGAUGCGAACUUACUGGGAUUUUGAUUUCCCUCACCCUUUGCUCCCUAACUUCAAAUAUGUUGGAGGGAUCCACUGCAGACCUGCUAAGCCUUUGCCAGAGGAUAUGGAGGAGUUUGUACAAAGCUCUGGAGACGCUGGUGUUGUGGUCUUCAGUUUGGGAUCAAUGGUCAAGAACAUGACCAGAGAGAAGGGAAACAUGAUAGCUUCCGGACUUGCUCAGAUCCCACAAAAGGUGUUGUGGAGAUAUAGUGGAGAAAAACCAGACACACUGGGUGCCAACACCAGGAUAUACAACUGGAUCCCUCAGAAUGAUCUCUUGGGUCACCCCAAGACCCAGGCUUUUAUCACCCAUGGUGGCACAAAUGGGAUUUAUGAAGCCAUCUACCACGGUGUUCCUUUGGUGGGCAUUCCACUGUUUGGUGACCAGCCAGACAACCUGGUCCAUAUGAAGGCGAAGGGAGCUGCAGUAAACUUAGAAAUAAACUUCAUGAAGUCUGAAGAUCUUACAGAUGCAGUCCAUACUGUCAUCAAUGAUAAUUCGUACAAAGAAAAUGCCAUGCGGCUGUCCAGUAUUCACCAUGACAGACCAAUGAGUCCUCGAGAUGAAGGUUUCUGGAUCGAGUACACCAUGAGAAACAAAGGGGCCAAGCACCUAAGGGUCCAAGCUCAUGAACUCACCUGGUACCAGUAUCACAGCCUGGAUGUCCUGGCUUUCUUCCUUACCAUUGAUCUCUUCCUGAUAUUCAUCUUCAUCAAGACCUGCAGUUUCUGCUUCUGUAGGUGCUGUGGCAGAAAGAGUACAACAAAGAGGAAGACUGAGUGAUUUCCUAAGAAAAUGCAAACAGUUUAAAGACAGUCCUGUGUCCAGAACAACCUAAAAUCACUUGCUUUAGACUUUAAUAAGGACACAAAUUAAGAAGACUUAAGUGUCAAGUAUUGCUGCGUAAGUGCUUUUUUUGCUGAGGCUACCAUCAGCAUGAUUGAGAUGAGAAACUAUAUAUGUUUAAACUGUUUUGUGAUGUAACUCAGUUUUUUUUCAGUCUAGCUUAAAAAUAGUUUUAACAAUAUUGUCUACUUAUAUUUGCAAAAUAAUCACUCAUACAAUUUCAGACAAAUGAGGACCUUUUCUUCUCUUUCUUUUAUUAUCUGUCACCACUAUUCACUUUUUUUCAACAGCUAGCAACUGGAUGCUCAAUGGUAACCCUACACCAUAGAACCAUUUGGGAUUAAAAUCUGAAUGUUGGUUGUUGCUAUGGCUGUAGAAAAAAAACAUUAAAUGUUGUGAUACUGUAUAAUUGUAUUAACAUUAAAUAAUAUUCUGCUCUCUCAUACCACCAGCACACAGUGCAUCACUAAAAUAAAUGUGACAUUCAAAUUUGCAUAGCCGCAUCUUUUUGGUGAAUAAGCAGUGUAAAAAUGAUUCUUUUUAGACUUUUUCACAAAAAAGUUGAAUUCUAAUGAUGAAUGCUGACUAGCAUACCUUAACUAAACCAUUAGGAAUGUAUUAACACUUCGUCAGUGCAGUUAUGUUUCAGGAAUAUGUUGACAUGAUGGAUAGUUUUCCCUUACAGAAAGAAUAUUGUAUUUUAAACCUCUUAAUUUUCUUCAAUUGCCUUAAAAACCCAACCUACCAAACUCUAUAAUUGUAGUUGUGUGCGUUAUUGUGAUUUUUAAGUUCAUUCAGAGUUUUAUCUAUUCUAAUCUGUAAACACUGUGAACAUAUAGCCUAUCCAAAAAGUAACUUGCUAAAUUAAAAUAAAUCUACCACCUCCUA